GGUUGCUAGCCACUGCCCACUGCUCACUGGCCAGGCAAUAGGGCAUUGCACUAUAGAUCAAGCGGCUCUAGCUAGCUACUCCAACAUUCUAGGUCAAAUCAUUAGCAAAACAGCCAAUAGGCUCAACAUGCACCCAACUGGAAAAGCAUGGCACUCUACUCUCUCCAAAAGACCUAUAAAUACAGACCCGAAACCAGCCUUCCAAUUCCACAAGACUUGCACAACUUUCACCAAAAAAAUCAUUUUCAAAUCAUUCCUUUCUCACUCAAGCUGA
Messenger RNA from Dovyalis caffra, 274 nucleotides. Lineage: Eukaryota; Viridiplantae; Streptophyta; Magnoliopsida; Malpighiales; Salicaceae. The record is from the annotation of a GenBank genome assembly.